AUGGGUAGUGCAGUAUACCAACAAGAAGGUCACAAACAAUGGAGGAACAUUGGCAAGAAGCUCAUACUUGGUGCAAUCUAUGGUCUUCUUCCUUUAGCUCUCAUCCACUCCUUCUUCAUCAGAUCAAUCCCCACACAACAUCAAGAUCCAAUCUCUUCCUCUCCAGAAAUCACAGUUGUAGAUAAACACAAUGAAUGGAGAAGAGAUGAUCAAGUAGUAAAACAAGACUGUGAUUACACCAAUGGAGUUUGGGUUGAAAGCACACAAGGGCCUAAAUACAACAACACAAGUUGCAAGACCAUCAGAACCGGCCAGAACUGCCUCGGCAAUGGCCGGCCGGACACCGGUUUCCUCUACUGGAGAUGGAAGCCAAAACAGUGUGAGAUCCAUGAGUUUGAUCCAUUCUUGUUUCUUAAACUCAUUGAAAAUAAACACCUAGCUUUCAUUGGUGACUCCAUGGCAAGGAACCAACUAGAGUCUCUACUUUGUCUCUUAACCACUGUAUCAACUCCAAUACUGAAAUACCAAUAUGGAGAGGAUAACAGGUUUAGGAGAUGGACUUUUGGGUCUCCUUACAAUGCUACCAUCUCUAUCUACUGGGCUCCUUUCCUUGUUAAGGCUAUAGACACAACACAAGGUCAGAACAAAGUGUAUAUGAACACCAUUGAUGAGAAAUGGGGUGCAGAGAUUAACUCAAUGGAUAUGAUAGUGUUCUCUAUGGGACACUGGUUUAAUAAACCAGCUAUCUUUUGUGAAGGUGAUAGUGUUAUAGGUUGCCAUAACUGUGGAGAAAACUCGAGAUACACCGACAUCGAUAUCUUUGAUAUGAUGAGGAAGGUGACCAAGACUGCAAUAAGUGAAGUUGGCAGAAGAGUGGAAGGAGAUAAAAGAGAUGUUUGUUGGGGUGGUGAGCUUCUCACCAGGUCAUUUUUUGAAGGAGCUUGGGAUAAGGCUGGGGGCUUGUCCUAA
Messenger RNA from Dioscorea cayenensis subsp. rotundata (Guinea yam), 969 nucleotides. RefSeq names its product protein ALTERED XYLOGLUCAN 4-like. The transcript has 2 exons. NCBI's taxonomy places the organism in Eukaryota, Viridiplantae, Streptophyta, Magnoliopsida, Dioscoreales, Dioscoreaceae. The record is from RefSeq and is a predicted model, not a curated record. Gene Ontology annotation, molecular function: O-acetyltransferase activity. Gene Ontology annotation, cellular component: Golgi apparatus. Bases 1 to 969 code for a protein of 322 amino acids.